GAGCGAAGGAAAGAGGAGGAGGGGAGGAGAGAGAAGGAGGAGAGAUGCAGGAGCAGCCAGGAGGAUAGAGGACGUGCUCAGAGGGGUGUCCGCUUUCUCACCGCGGCCACUGAACUGCAGAGCAUCCUGCACGCAUUUGGAAUUUACACUUUGAUCAGCACCUCCAACUAAGAAGAGACUUGCAAGAUGUGGAAGACGAGCCAGUGGAAAGAGAAGGAAAAAGACAUGGAGAGAUCAACUAUACGCCAGCAUGGAUUUCUUGAAUUUCUCCGCUUUAGAGGAAGGAAUGGAGACAGACAACGUUUCCACUAACAACACCUCUCAGAGCAAGUACACCCCUCUCGCCAUCUGGAGUCUAGCUGGACUUGUCAGUUUUCUAAUCCUGUUUACAAUCGUGGGCAAUGUCUUGGUUGUUAUCGCCGUUUUAACGAGCAGAGCCCUCAAGCCACCCCAGAAUCUGUUUCUGGUGUCUCUGGCUACUGCAGACAUACUGGUGGCCACCCUGGUCAUGCCGUUUUCUCUGGCUAAUGAACUUAUGGGCUACUGGCUUUUUGGUAAGAUUUGGUGUGACAUCUACUUGGCUCUGGAUGUCUUAUUCUGCACCUCCUCCAUUGUGCAUCUCUGUGCCAUUAGUUUGGACCGCUACUGGUCAGUGACACAGGCGGUAGAGUACAACUUGAAGAGAACGCCAAAAAGAGUCAAAGGGAUGAUUGUGGUGGUGUGGUUGAUCUCGGCUGUUAUCUCCUUCCCACCUCUGAUAUCAAUGGAUCGGAGCAACAAUGAGACAACCCCCCAGUGUAUUAUCAAUGAUGAGACCUGGUACAUCCUCUACUCCAGCAUUGGGUCCUUCUUUGCCCCCUGCGUCAUCAUGAUUCUGGUCUAUAUUCGGAUAUACCAAGUGGCAAAGACGAGGACCAGAACCAUGUCAGAGAAGAAAAGGGAUGUGGAUUCGCCGCAGGAGAACGGUCGAACAGACACGGACAAAGCUGGUUCCUUUAAGUCUGAAAGGGGCGAGAGUGUUAAAGAGAAAGAAUGUGAAAAUGGCCAUUGCAAGGAGCACACGGCUAGCACUUCCAUGACAAACACGUCUAAAAAUCCACACGUCGACCACCACGAUGAUUUUGAUGACAGCAGUUCAUCAGACGAGAAGCCCAAGAAAAACUCCGCCUCAUCCAAACAUCACCAGGAUGAGCGAAAGGACCGCAAGUCCAGCAGGAAAAGCAGCUCCGCCUCGAAAUUCUCCAGCAGGAAAUCGUGCGCCAGUUCCAAGUCCAUGGAGCUGUUCUCAUCUCGCCGCAAACGCAGAAGCACAGUUAACAGGAAGAAAGUGUCCGCAGCCCGAGAAAAACGUUUUACGUUCGUCCUGGCUGUGGUCAUGGGGGUUUUUGUUUUGUGCUGGUUCCCCUUUUUCUUCUCCUACAGCCUGUACGGAAUCUGCAGGGAGAUGUGCAAGAUCCCUGAGACUCUGUUCAAAUUCUUCUUUUGGAUCGGCUAUUGCAACAGCUCAUUAAAUCCGGUCAUCUACACCAUCUUCAACCAAGACUUUCGCAGAGCUUUCCAGAAGAUUCUCUGUAAGUCAUGGAAAGGCUCUUUCUGAAGGGCUUUUAUGGACAUUUUGUGCGCCAGAUUACCAUUUAAGCGGUUCUGAGUUGCAGAGUAAAGUGUUGGCCCGGGGAACUAUUUCCACCUUUUACUGUCAGGGAUUGUGCUCGAAAUGAAGGCAUGGAAACGGAUCAAAGGCCUGAACAAAAGGUGCAGGAAGCUGCUCCGCUUUUGUUCACAGUCGAAGCUUUCACGAAAUGCCAGGCAGCUUUAUACACUCAAAUAUUUGCUCCGACCAAACCACUCACAUUGAUUUACGCUCCCUUCAUUGAAAUACAAUAAACAGACUCAUAACAGUCACUGUGAUGCACGCGCCGCACAACAGUCGCACCUGGAUGAACUGCUCAGGAGACAAAGGGUUUAUUGACACGCUUCAUUCAUAUGAUCUUUGAACGUAAUUGCCAAAAACUUGACAAUCUCCCAAAAAUAUCCAUAAAACAAUAGGGCAUAUGUCUUCUACGGCCCUUAAUCUGUUUUUUUUUUUAACCUUUGAAAUGUUUCACUCAAUAUGAGGACCAAUGGGACGAAGGGGCUCCUUUCUUACUGUUACAGUGUCAAAAUGAAAAGAAGAAAAAAAAUGAACCACUCACAAAAAAAAAAAUCGAUACAUGAAAGCUCUUGUAUGUAAGUUAUAUAUCUGCCUCAGUGAGAGGUUUCUGCCUGCCCGUACACUGAGAAUGAAGUGGCAACCUUUCACCAUGAUGUGUGGCAUUUUUUUGUUAUGUGUGCGAAAUCUGUGGAAUGUGAGGCUCCUUUGCCACAGCGGGUCCAGUAAGUCAUCUCUUUGCGGGGCAUCUCUCUGCAACUACAGUAUCUCUUGAGUCUGAAACAAUAGAUGGAUCACUGCCUCCCUGCUGCGGCAGAUGGACAUGCACGGAGGCUCCCGCUGAGUGUGUGAAAAAAUGGUUCUAAUGGAGGAGGAAGGAGAAAAUGAAAGUGUAUAGCGUGGAACAAUGUUGAUGAGGGGUGUUAAUCCCCACUGCCACUCAUUAUGCGUGUGUGCGUGUACGUGUGUGUGUGUGUGUG
This is a messenger RNA of Hippocampus comes (tiger tail seahorse), 2628 nucleotides long. RefSeq names its product adrenoceptor alpha 2C (gene adra2c). Gene Ontology annotation, cellular component: plasma membrane. NCBI's taxonomy places the organism in Eukaryota, Metazoa, Chordata, Actinopteri, Syngnathiformes, Syngnathidae. Gene Ontology annotation, molecular function: alpha2-adrenergic receptor activity; epinephrine binding. Bases 251 to 1597 code for a protein of 448 amino acids. Gene Ontology annotation, biological process: regulation of smooth muscle contraction; regulation of vasoconstriction; platelet activation. The record is from RefSeq and is a predicted model, not a curated record. The transcript is spliced from 2 exons.